Messenger RNA from Linum tenue, 2281 nucleotides. The record is from the annotation of a GenBank genome assembly. Lineage: Eukaryota; Viridiplantae; Streptophyta; Magnoliopsida; Malpighiales; Linaceae.
CCAAAAAGUCAGGCCCAAUUUUUAUGCAAUUAAUUGUCGAUCUCCUUUUCAUUCAUCUGGGUUACGUUGUUUCUUUCUUAGGGUUCCCUAAACUUUGCUCUGUUUCGCCCUUUUCGUCUAGUUCUUCUGCAGAACACGCUUCCCAUCCCAUCCAGUUACAAGGGUGGCGUCUUCCCCUGUUCUCUGGCUUUCUGUUGAAUCAGUUUUUCCCUCGUUACAAAAACCCAGAAACGGAUUCGUCUCCCUUUGUCUCUAAUCUUCUCGUUGAUGGUAGUCGAGAGCUAUGGCGGCUGAGUCGAGCUUCGCCAGAAACAUACUCGAGUGUUGUUUGACCAUCCUCUAUGUCGUCUUCGCCUUCUGCUCUGCUCUCUUACUCGGCGCUGUCAAAGCUGUGCUAGUCGGGCCAAUUGCAGCUUCGAUACUGAUAUUUGGGAACAUCGGGGUCAUUCUUGGCACGUUCCCUUUACACGUUUUCUGGACAGUUUACAGCCUUGCCAAUUGCAAUAGAUUGGACGUGCUGCUGAAAGCUGCGCUGUUUCUUGUACUCCCGGCUCUGCUGGCCAUAUGGUUGGGUCUGAGCAUUGCUGGGAGCGUUCUGAUUGGGUUGGGAUAUGGGUUUUUCACCCCAUGGAUUUCAACCUUCGAGGCCUUCAGGCAUGGCGAUGGAUCCAAGAAACUUCGUCACGUUUUCGAGGAUGGGACAUGGGGAACUGUCCUGGGAAGCUGCACGGUGGUCAGGGAUUUUGCUGAUAUGUGUUACCACUCUUACUUGCUCUACAUGAAGGAGCUCCGUGAUUCUUCAUCCUCCCAUGAAGUUCGAACUCUUAGGCUGAUUCAUCUGCCUGGAUUCAUCGUAGCCGGAUUGCUGGGGCUACUAGUGGACAUCCCACUUUUCACCAUGAUAGCCAUCGUCAAGAGCCCUUACAUGCUGUUCAAAGGCUGGUUCAGGCUGAUCCAUGAUCUCGUCAGCAGAGAAGGCCCCUUUCUCGAGACUGCCUGCAUCCCAGUUGCUGGCUUGACCAUCUUUCUAUGGCCUCUCGCAGUUGCAGGCAGCAUCUUGAUGGCAGUCUUCUCCAGCAUCUUCAUUGGACUUUAUGCCUCCGUCGUGGUGUACCAGGAGAAAUCGUUCUUGAAAGGUGUGUCGUAUGUGAUAGCCAUGGUUGCCGAGUUCGAUGAGUAUACCAAUGAUUGGCUUUACCUCAGAGAAGGAACCUUCCUCCCCAAGCCCCGAUAUAGGAAGAAAAAGGCACAUUCUUCGUCUGAGCUUUCAGUUGGAGGGAGUACACGCUCCAGAUUCGCUUCUUCUGCUUUCACAGAGGCGCCUGCUAUGCUUGUUCCUAGCUUGGCUCCUUCCAGAUCAGUCAGGGAGACCAUUCAAGAGGUCAAGAUGAUUCAGGUAUGGGAGCACAUGAUGAAGACAUGCGAGACGAGAGGGAAAGAGCUGCUCGACAGCGAAGCCAUUAAGCUGUGCGACCUCACAGACUGGCUCAAGGCGAAGAGCGCCAGCAGCGGAGCAGUCAUCGGCGUCGGGCUGCCCUGCUACUCCAUGCUGCUGAUGAUGAUGAAUUCCAUCCGGGCCGGAUCAGAUGGAUUCAUCCUCCACGACGGCGUGGAGAUGACCCAUCUCAACCGCCCCAACGACGCCCUCCUCGACUGGUUCUUCCACCCUCUUCUGGUCCUGAAAGACCAGAUCAAGGCCAUCAAGCUCGAAGACGGCGAGGCCAGGUUCUUGCAGAAACUGGUCCUUUUCGGGGACGACUCCGUGAGGAUGGAUGGCUGGGAGAAUGGGAGCGUGGUCCCCCUUGAAGCCAUGCGAGCUGCUCAGAUUCAGGGCAUCAGCAGAAGGAUGAUGGGAAUGGCGAGAACUGUGUCCAAGUAUCCGACGUACAGGAGGAGGUAUCGACAAGUGGUGAAGACAUUGAUUGCGUAUUCGGCUGAGAAAGAUGGGGUGAGGUUGGGGGGAUCCAGUUCCAUGAGGUUGGUUGCAUAUUCUGCAGAAAGGGAAGAGUUGGGGAAAUCCAGUUCUGUGAGAUCAGUUGCUUGCAUCGAAGAAGUCUGAAAUGCCAAAAGUAAAAGGAAAGGGGGUGUGGAGUGAUUUUGUUUCCUUCAAUUUUCAUACAUUGUUUGUUGGUAGUGUGAAGGUUAGCAGCAUGUGAGAUUGUAGCCAACAUUUUGUAAAUUUAAAGAACGAUACAUUUGCAUAGUGGAAGAGUGGUUGGAAAAUGAGUUGGUUUGCAUUGACUAAUAUCAACUUCCAAUUAGAUGUCCCUAUUUCUUCUCC